AUGCUAAGCGAAGAUCUUAUCAGAGCUUGGGUAGCCCAGCAGUGUCAUUGUAAGACUCAACGAUCUUUCGGCAGUUUCCUUGAUCGUUCGGCAAAAGUGAAGCGCCAUAAGAAAGUGGCUGAAAUAUUUGGUGACAGAAUUUCGGCAUCGCUCACUCAUCCAGAGCAAGCGCCUCGCGGGCUGGCAACGCCGUCACUCAACGCCCGCAUCGGCUGUAAAGCACUAUCGACACAAUUCGUCUAUCUUUGCAUUCGACUGCUCAUCGGCAAAACUGUUGAAGUUCUGCUUCGCUCAGGCCGCCGUGCGGCUUUGUACUGGGAGCCCCGCGAGUGGAGACCAAGCUCCUUUGCACUAUUACGAGGAAAUUCGGCUCGUCACCUCGGCACCACCGUUUCAACAACGACCCGCCGGGUUGCGGCUUUCGUAUCCGCUGAAGCGUCGUCAGUGUCUCUGAACCAACGAUCGGCAUAUUCGGCCAAGUGUGUUUCCGUCAUCGUCGGGACCCGUCGAGAGCCUGGUUCCAAAUCGGGUGCGAUCUCCGAAAAUCGUUGUAUCAGUUCGGCUUAUCAAAGCAGGCGAUGGACAAAACCGCAGACUAGAAGAGAGCUCUGGUUUCUUUGCAAAAUGUUGCCAAACUCAAGAGGACGAAAUUAUCGGCUGAAAGCGCCGGUCGCCGUGUCAAGCCGGCGAUGGCGGAGUCAUUCAUCUUCGCGUGCGAAACCCGGCGAGUUGACGCUGAACCAUGGAGAGAAAGACGUGGUCGACCUGGUUCUGAACCGAAACCGGAAACAGAGAGCCCGCCCGGAAGUGCCCAUGCAUGCGAAGGAACAGCGUUCUGAAACGUAUUUCUGUGAAACGACAACAGCCAAUGUGGAUUGGUUGGUCGAAGUGAAGACAAAUGGAAAAAGCGAAUGUUGUCGGGCCAUUUCGGCGAAAUCUGUGAUGAAGGCG
Messenger RNA from Mesorhabditis belari, 951 nucleotides. Lineage: Eukaryota; Metazoa; Nematoda; Chromadorea; Rhabditida; Rhabditidae. The record is from the annotation of a GenBank genome assembly.